Syzygium oleosum is the source of this 1467-nucleotide messenger RNA. RefSeq names its product ankyrin repeat-containing protein BDA1-like. NCBI's taxonomy places the organism in Eukaryota, Viridiplantae, Streptophyta, Magnoliopsida, Myrtales, Myrtaceae. The record is from RefSeq and is a predicted model, not a curated record. Gene Ontology annotation, molecular function: protein binding. The coding region runs from base 1 to 1467 and encodes 488 amino acids. The transcript is spliced from 2 exons.
AUGGAGCGAAGGUUGCUGGAAGCAGGUCAAAAGGGCAAUAUCGAUGAGCUGUAUGCCUUGAUCAGAAGCAGUGGGCUCAUCAUCCUCGAGGCGAUGGCUCUCGAAGGAGCCGGUCACACGCUGCUGCACGUCGCUUGUCUGGCCGGCCAUUUGGAUUUCGUCCGAGAGCUCCUGAAGUUGAUGCCGAGGUUCGCUGAAAAAGUGAACGUGGAUGGGUUCAGUCCGUUGCACAUCGCGGCAGCUCGAGGUGAUGUUGAGAUCGCGAGGGAGCUCUUGAGAGUGGGUCAACACCUGUGCUCUGUGAAGGUACGGGAGAGAAGAAUCCCCUUGCAUUAUGCAGUCGUAAACGGGGAGCUCCAUGUCACGAAGUUACUGCUCUCCGCUUGGCCUGAAUCCAUCGAAGAGACAACCGCCCGAGAGGAGACCGCGCUUCACCUCGCCGUGAAGAACAACCGGUUUGAGGCGGUUGUUGUGUUGGUGGAGCAUCUGAAGCAGAAUAACAAGGAGCCGGUGAUCAAUUGGAAGGACCACGAAGGCAAUACCGUCUUGCAUCUCGCCACCGCCGUAAAAAAUUUCGAGAAAGAUGGUAAAUUGCUGGUGGUUAAAUUCAUGCUUCGCGGGCAUGGUCAGGAGUACGAGGCUGUGGAGGUGAACGCCUUGAACGAGAGUGGCUUGACGCCUCUGGAUGUCAUGACGGUAUCGCAAAGGGGAGCAGGAGAUAGAGAGAUCAGAGAAAUUCUCGCCCAAACUGGAGCCAGGCACGGAAGAGGAAGAUCAAACUCGCCCGCUUCAAGACUAGUCUCGGCGGACAAAGACGGUAUCCAGGGAGAUAACAGUCAUCAAUCAGAUGGGGAACCAGUCCCAAAUACUCCUCAAUCAAUAGUCUGUACACAAUCGAAAAAAUUAAAAGAAGGAAAAGAUUCGGUGGCCGACAUACGCAACGCCCUGCUGGUAGUCGCCGCGCUCAUCGCAAGCGCGACCUACCAAGCCGUGCUUCAGCCUCCAAGCUAUAAGAUAAAAGUAGAUGACAAUCACAAGAAAGGCAUUUUCGAGCAUAAUAAUACUUACAGGGCCAUUGGGUACAUCCUUUUCAUGAGCAGCAACACAUUCGGAUUCUUGGUGUCGGUCCAGACGAUCAUUUGCCUCACCAGAGAUCUCCCUGUCAGGCUGCCGCUGCUACUCUCCACGCACUCAAUGGUUCUAACUUACGUUGCCUUCAUGGCAAACGUGCCGUUCACGUCGAUGGACAAAGCGUUAAGUAUGAAAAACGAGGCAUUGUUCAACCUGCUGCCAUUAACGAUAUCAAUUCUUCUUCUACUGACACAGAGGUGGUUGGCGCGAUUUUUGGACCCUGCCUUGAAAGUUCUUUCUCAGUGCAACAUCGUAGGCGAUAUGUACAAUCUAAGGGCAAAACCUGAUUCGCAAAGUACCGGAAGGUGGGACUGGCUGUGGAAUGGUCCCAAUUGA